CCUCACUCGCUCAAAAUGGAUUGCGUGCGUUCGCUGCAGACCUCCGCUUCUUCUUCCUCACAGUUCCUCCGCCACAAGCGAUUCGGAUUCCUCCACAGUCAGCUCCAAUGCCGUUGGAGCGUUGCGCCUCUCGGCCGUAAGAGAAGCUUCGCUCCUCUGCAUCACAAAUCGAGCAGUCUUCGGGUCCUCUGCGGCGUCGGCGUUUCUCCUCCUCAAUCCACAGUGGUGGAGAAGGAAACCAAGAUGAAGUCCAAGUCAAAUUCUGGCCAAGGCAAGGUUUGGCUUAAUAUCAGGUUGGAUCACCAAGUUGAGUUUGGUGAGAGUGUUGCGGUUUUGGGAUCAUCCAAGGAGUUAGGUUCAUGGAAGAAGAAGGUGCCACUGAAUUGGACAGAGAGUGGAUGGGUGUGCCAGUUGGAGUUCAAGGGGGAUGAGUCCAUUGAGUUUAAGUUUGUAACCGUACGGGGAGACAAGAGUAUGCUUUGGGAAGGUGGUGAUAACCGGGUUUUGAAAAUUCCCAGUGGAGGAAGCUUUGGGAUGGUUUGCCAUUGGAAUGCAAUCGGGGAGAAUGUAGAUCUUUUCCCAUUGGAUAAGGAGGAUGGUGGUGAAUAUAAUGGGUCUUCUGUUGCUCAAGUUGCUAGUCCAACUGCGAGUUCUGCAGAUGUGGAGACUAGUCCUUUUGUUGGUCAAUGGAAAGGGAAUGCCAUCUCAUUUAUGCAAUCAAAUGAGCAUCGGGAUCGUGAAUCAGGAAGAGAUUGGGACACUUCAGGUCUUGAAGGAGUGUCUCUGAAGUUUGUUGAAGGUGAUCAAAAUGCCAGGAAUUGGUGGAGAAAGCUUGAAGUUGUACGUGAUAUACUACUUGAAAGUUUGCGAAGUGAGGAGCGGUUGGAUGCUCUCAUAAAUUCUUCCAUUUAUCUGAAGUGGAUAAACACAGGUCAAAUUCCUUGCUUUGAAGAUGGAGGUCAUCACCGACCAAACCGACAUGCUGAGAUUUCCAGGGUUAUAUUUCAAGAACUGGAAAGAAUUUCCUGCAGGAAAGAUACUUCACCCCAGGAGGUACUUGUUAUCCGCAAAAUUCAUCCAUGUCUGCCAUCUUUCAAGGCAGAGUUUACUGCAUCUGUCCCCCUAACACGAAUCAGAGACAUUGCUCAUCGGAAUGAUAUACCUCAUGACUUCAAGCAAGAAAUUAAGCAUACAAUACAAAACAAACUUCACCGUAAUGCUGGUCCGGAAGAUCUAGUUGCUACAGAAGCAAUGCUAGAAAGAAUAACCAAGAAUCCUGGGCAAUACAGUGAAGCAUUUGUAGAGCAGUUCAAGAUAUUUCAUCAUGAACUCAAAGACUUCUUCAAUGCUGGAAGCCUUGCUGAACAACUUGAAUCCAUCCAAGAAUCCAUUGAUGAUAAAGGCCGUUCGGCUCUUACAUUGUUUCUGGAGUGCAAAAAGGAUUUGGAUGCUUCAGCUGAAUCAAGUAAAGUUUUGGGAUCUGAAUUAUUGUUCAAGACCAUGCAAUCCUUGAGCGCCCUGAGAGACAUAAUUUCUAAGGGUCUUGAAAGUGGCCUUAGAAAUGAUGCUUCUGAUGCUGCAAUAGCUAUGCGUCAAAAGUGGCGUCUUUGCGAGAUUGGACUUGAGGACUAUUCAUUCAUCCUUCUAAGUAGGUUCGCUAAUGAGCUUGAAGCUAUGGGAGGGGCUCUUUGGCUGGCACAGGAUGUGAAAUCUAAGGAUGUAAGCUCAUGGAAUGAUCCACUUGGUGCCCUUAUAGUUGGUGUUCAUCAGCUACGGUUAUCUGGUUGGAAGCCUGAAGAAUGUGUUGCUAUUGAAAACGAGCUCCUUGCCUGGAAAGCAAGAGGUCUUUCUGAAACAGAAGCAAGUGAAGAUGGGAAAAUAAUCUGGGGACUACGACAAAAAGCUACUCUUGAUAGAGCCAGGAGGUUAACUGAAGAAUAUUCUGAAGCACUUCUUCAAAUAUUUCCCCAAAAUGUCCAGGUAUUAGGGAAAGCUUUUGGAAUACCUGAGAACAGUGUAAGGACAUAUGCAGAAGCUGAAAUUCGCGCCGGUGUAAUAUUUCAAGUUUCAAAACUCUGUACCCUACUUUUGAAAGCAAUUAGAACUACGAUUGGUUCUCAGGGUUGGGAUGUUAUUGUGCCUGGAGCUGCUAUGGGAACAUUAGUUCAGGUUGAGAGUAUUGUCCCUGGAUCAAUACCCCCCACUGUGGACGGACCUGUUGUUCUUGUUGUCAAUAAAGCAGAUGGAGAUGAAGAGGUAACAGCAGCUGGGAGUAACAUUGUGGGAGUUGUACUUCUGCAAGAGCUCCCUCACUUGUCUCAUCUUGGUGUCAGGGCUCGACAAGAGAAGGUUGUGUUUGUAACAUGCGAAGACGACGACAAAAUUGCUGAUAUACAAAAGCAUAAGGGAAAAUAUGUGAGGUUAGAAGCCUCCUCAUCUAGUGUUGAUAUAUAUCCUUCAUCAGAAAACAGCACUGGCAAUUUUGUUGUAAAGAAUCUUUCAAGUGACGUGGCACGAAAAGUUGAAUCCCGAGGAACUCCUGACCCUUCUUCAUUUGCUGCUAAAACCCCAGUAUCCAAUCAGGGGGUAUCUGCUGGAGUUUUACCACUUGCUGAUGCAGAAGCACGAAAUUCGGGUGCAAAAGCAGCUGCUUGUGGUCGUUUAGCAUCUUUGGCUGCAGCGUCUGAUAUAGUUUUCAGUGACCAAGGGGUACCGGCUUCCUUCAACGUCCCUGCUGGAGCAGUGAUACCAUUUGGAUCUAUGGAACUCGCAUUAGAGCAAAGCAAAUCCAUGGAAUCAUUCAGGUCCCUUAUAGAUAAGAUAGAAACAUUGAAGCCGGAAAGUGGAGAACUUGACAAAGUAUGUGGUCAGCUCCAAGAACUGAUCUCUUUCCUACAGCCCUCUACAGAUAUCAUUGAUAGAAUAGCGAAAAUAUUCCCAGGCAAUGCACGGCUGAUUGUUCGAUCAAGUGCUAAUGUUGAGGAUUUGGCUGGAAUGUCGGCUGCUGGACUAUAUGAUUCAAUUCCAAAUGUUAGUCUUUCAAAUUCAACGGUAUUAGAAAGUUCUAUAAGCAAAGUGUGGGCUUCACUUUACACUCGAAGGGCAGUUUUGAGCCGUCGAAUUGCCGGUGUACCCCAGAAGGAUGCUACGAUGGCAAUCCUGGUGCAAGAAAUGCUUUCACCAGAUUUAUCAUUUGUGCUUCAUACAGUCAGCCCAACAGACCAAGAUCAUAAUUUGGUUGAGGCUGAAAUUGCUGCUGGCCUUGGUGAAACUUUGGCUUCUGGUACCAGGGGGACACCCUGGCGUAUAUCGUCUGGAAAAUUUGAUAGUAAUGUGCGCACGUUGGCAUUUGCCAAUUUCAGUGAGGAGCUACUGGGUGCUGGACCUGCGGACGGGGAGGUUAUCCAUUUGACUGUAGACUACAGUAAGAAGCCAUUAACUGUUGAUCCAGUUUUCCGUCGACAGCUCGGUCAGUGCCUCGGGGCAGUGGGAUUUUUCCUUGAGCAGAAGUUUGGCUGCCCACAGGAUGUGGAAGGAUGUGUCGUUGGAAAAGACAUAUUUAUAGUCCAGACACGCCCACAGCCCCUAUAAAUAUAUCUGUAACUUUUUGAAAGUUAUAACUUCAAGAUAAGUUGGUAGAAAGAAUUCUCCUGAUAGCAUAGUUUGGGGGAAGUAAAGUUGUAUCUGUGGUUUCAGAAGUUGUGCCACAUGUGUACUGGUCGCAGAUGAGAGCUGAGUGAGUGAUCUAUAGCCAACUCGAUGCAAGAAGGGACUGAUACAUAGGAAAUAAAAUGGCACAUGGUAUGUUC
Argentina anserina (silverweed cinquefoil) is the source of this 3809-nucleotide messenger RNA. RefSeq names its product phosphoglucan, water dikinase, chloroplastic. The transcript has 19 exons. Bases 16 to 3591 code for a protein of 1191 amino acids. Gene Ontology annotation, molecular function: ATP binding; starch binding; kinase activity. Lineage: Eukaryota; Viridiplantae; Streptophyta; Magnoliopsida; Rosales; Rosaceae. The record is from RefSeq and is a predicted model, not a curated record. Gene Ontology annotation, biological process: phosphorylation.